AUGGUGACAGAUGUUAUCAGAGGAACUGUAUCGAGCUCGUACACUAAUUACAUGUUCCCCGUGAAGAUCAGGGUUAGAUACACGCGACACUUCACAACACAGUACACGCAACACUUCACAACGCAGUACACGCAACACUUUUCAACACAGUACACGCAACACUUCACAACACAGUACACGCAACACUUCACAACGCAGUACACGCAACACUUCACAAUACAUUACACGCAACACUUCACAACGCAGUACACGCAACACUUUUCAACACAGUACACGCAACACUUCACAACGCAGUACACGCAACACUUCACAACGCAGUACACGCAACACUUUUCAACACAGUACACGCAACACUUCACAACACAGUACACGCAACACUUUUCAACACAGUACACGCAACACUUCACAACACAGUACACGCAACACUUCACAACACAGUACACGCAACACUUUUCAACACAGUACACGCAAAACAACACUUCACAACGCUGUACACGCAACACUUUUCAACACAGUACACGCAACACUUCACAACAAAGUACACGCAACACUUUUCAACACAGUACACGCAACACUUCACAACACAGUACACGCAACACUUCACAACACAGUACACGCAACACUUUUCAAUACAGUACACGCAAAACAACACUUCACAACACAGUACACGCAACACUUUUCAACACAGUACACGCAACACUUCACAACACAGUACACGCAACACUUUUCAACACAGUACACGCAACACUUCACAACACAGUACACGCAACACUUCACAACACAGUACACGCAACACUUUUCAACACAGUACACGCGAAACAACACUUCACAACGCUGUACACGCAACACUUUUCAACACAGUACACGCAACACUUCACAACACAGUACACGCAACACUUCACAACACAGUACACGCAACACUUCACAACACAGUACAUGCAAAACAACACUUCACAACACAGUACACGCAACACUUUUCAACACAGUACACGCAACACAAAAUUACAAAUAACACAAAAUAGCACGAAGCGGCGCUGUGUGCCUGAGCAGAAUGAUUUGGACGAGGAAACAUUCCCAAGUGUGACUGGUACAAGCGUUUCAUGUUCCUUUAGCUGUACAAGCCUGCUCAUGAAUUCGGUUACGAAUUUUCAAUUUGCUGGUGGUGGUAACCUUAGAUUACAUUAUCUGUAGCGGAAAAAUAGUUGAUCAAUUCUCUGUAAGGCAUAAUACGCAUAGAAGAUUACGUCUUGUUUGGAAUAUGGAUGAAAUAAAGUACUGUCACGGUACGAUAUGUAUCGUGAUACGGAUCGCCAUACAAUGCUUAUCACGAGAUGUUAGU
Messenger RNA from Haliotis rufescens (red abalone), 1339 nucleotides. RefSeq names its product metacaspase-2-like. The transcript is spliced from 2 exons. Bases 1 to 1191 code for a protein of 396 amino acids. The record is from RefSeq and is a predicted model, not a curated record. NCBI's taxonomy places the organism in Eukaryota, Metazoa, Mollusca, Gastropoda, Lepetellida, Haliotidae.